AUGGCCAAGAGGAAGAGAACGAACGGGACUUCAGUUUCGAAGAAUGCGAAACCCAGGAAUGGUGAUGCCACAGGUAGCAAUGCUACAGCUGGCAAGAAGGUCAUUAUCAAUGCAUUCGUUGAGAUGUGCAGCGGUCAUCAGUCGCCAGGACUUUGGCGACACCCGGAUGAUCGCUCGCAUGAAUUCAACAAUGUUGACCAUUGGGUAGAGCUUGCGAAAAUGCUCGAGGAUGCCAAGAUUCAUGGUAUCUUCAUAGCAGACGUCCUCGGUGGCUAUGAUGUGUAUAAUGGAACCCUCGACGCAGCACAAAUCUCCGGUGCGCAAUGGCCGGUCAACGAGCCCUUAGCUGUAGUCAGUGCAAUGGCUGCAGCCACAAAAAGCAUCGGCUUUGGCGUCACAGUCUCGACCACAUACGAGCAGCCGUAUCACUUGGCUAGGAGGCUUUCCACAGUGGACCAUCUCUCGAAGGGAAGUUACCUGGAUUCUGCCGCCCGCAACAUGAGCAUGAAGGAACAGCUACCGGUCAAACAUCGCCGAAAUUCGAGAAAUCGCAUCUUCCCCAGUUCGGCAGAGAUGGCCAAGAACAUCAAGGUCCUUGCUCUUGUCACGCCUAUCUUGGGGAAGACGGAAGAAGAAGCCCAGUCCAAAUUAGCUGAAUACCGCCGGUAUGCGUCGCUCGAGGGUGCUUUAGCACUUUUCUGCGGAUGGACCGGCAUCGAUCUUGGCAAGUAUGGUGAUGAGGAGGAGUUACGGCAGGUUGAAAGCAACGCUGUAAGAUCUACUGUCGAAGGCUAUGCCCGGUUUUCGCCAGGGACCUCCAAGUGGACGAAGCACACUGUCGCUGAGCACGUAAGUGUGGGUGGUAAUGGCCCAAUAUUUGUCGGAACUCCCGCACAGGUUGCAGACGGAUUCCAAGCAUGGAUUGACGAAGCUGACGUUGAUGGGUUCAACAUUUCUUUCAAAGACGUCAUUGAGCUUCUGCUUCCAGAGCUUAGAGCGCGCGGUAUGUUCUGGGACGACUACGCCGUUCCAAAUGGGACGUAUCGCGAAAACUUCUAUGCGAAGAAAGGUCAAACAGGUCCACUAGAUGAGCAUGUGGCAUCCAAGUAUCGAUGGAAGGCUGGGGUCGCAGCUGAAGAUCAUUUGAUACCUGAAUAA
Molecule: messenger RNA, 1158 nt
Organism: Parastagonospora nodorum SN15
Lineage: Eukaryota; Fungi; Ascomycota; Dothideomycetes; Pleosporales; Phaeosphaeriaceae
Exons: 5
Coding region: 1-1158 (385 amino acids)
Molecular function (GO): oxidoreductase activity, acting on paired donors, with incorporation or reduction of molecular oxygen; monooxygenase activity
Source: RefSeq, a predicted model, not a curated record